Messenger RNA from Planococcus citri (citrus mealybug), 2415 nucleotides. RefSeq names its product protein scarlet-like. NCBI's taxonomy places the organism in Eukaryota, Metazoa, Arthropoda, Insecta, Hemiptera, Pseudococcidae. The record is from RefSeq and is a predicted model, not a curated record. Gene Ontology annotation, cellular component: cytoplasmic vesicle membrane; plasma membrane. The coding region runs from base 331 to 2289 and encodes 652 amino acids. The transcript has 14 exons. Gene Ontology annotation, molecular function: ATP binding; ATP hydrolysis activity; ABC-type transporter activity. Gene Ontology annotation, biological process: transmembrane transport.
AGGUAUAGGUACAUGAAAUGUAAAAACUCGUCUUUCAAAUAAGUAUACUAAACGGUCGAAUAUCUGUAAUUCUGAAAACGAUGAAGUUCCGAUGUAUGUUUCAACCACGUUCAAUGUCAUUUUCAAUGUUUUUUUCAUCGCAAGUUCGAUUAAUAAAUAUCAAGUGUGUGUUUCAUGAAGUGACGUGAUUCUUCGCCAAAUUUUCUAACGUUAGGAAAAAAAUUUUAACUAAGAUUUCCGGUAUGUUUGCGUAGACCUAUACCGAGGUUUUGAUUUUCGGUUGCAAAUUAUAAAUUCACGAUUUGAUGUUAAAUUACUCGUUCAAUUUUAAUGACUGUGGUUAAAAAUGUGGCAAUGAACGAGAAAUCUUCGCUAAAUAUUCCAUCGUCAGAUAUGCAUCUCGAUAAGAAUGGUGUGGAAUUCAAGGAAGAUCAAGUAAAAUCGAUGGAAAACAAAGGUGUCUCAGUAAUAUGGAAAAACCUAAGAGUUACUGCCGAUAUCAAGACUCAACACGUGUUUGGAAACACUACUCACACGUUCAAGGAAAUAAUUCAUGAUGUGAGCGGAUUUGUCGAACCCUGCAGUUUGGUUGCUAUUUUAGGAGCAAGUGGAUCGGGCAAAAGUACUUUGAUGUCAGUGUUAGCGAACAGACAGCCAGGAGAUUUAAAAGUCGAAGGAGACGUCCGAAUAAAUGGAGAUAAAAUACCUCUAAAAUUAAUGAGAUCGAUUUCCGGAUUUGUUUAUCAAGACGAUGUAUUUAUUCCUACAUUGACUAUUUUAGAACACUUGCAUUUUGCUGCGAAAUUGAAACUAGAUAAACGAAUUACCACCGAGUGUCGUAAAAAAUUGGUGGACGAUUUAUUGAAGGAUGUUGGUUUGACAAAAUGUGCCAAUCGUUUGAUCGGUACUUCGAACUAUGGAGAAGCAAAGAUGAACUUAUCAGGAGGUGAAUUAAAACGAUUAUCUGUUGCUACCGAAUUGUUAACCAAUCCACCUUUGCUGUUUUGCGAUGAGCCAACCACCGGGUUAGAUUCCUUUACUGCCUUAAAAUUAAUCAUGAUUAUGAAAAAUAUGACUAGUCAACGAGGUAAAACAAUCAUUUGCUCGAUUCACCAGCCCAACGAGAAGAUAUUUGACCUAUUUCAACAAAUAAUUUUGCUGCAUAAUGGGAAAAUAGCGUUUAGUGGAACGUCCAAAGAUGCUGUGAUAUUUUUUCAAAGUAUCGGUUACCCUUACAAAGAAGAACAAAAUCCAGCUGAGUAUUUAGUCAAAAGUUUAGCAAUAGUUCCUGGACAAGAGCUGAAAACUUCUGAUAAAGCAUCAAAUAUUUGCGAAAAAUUUGAAAAAAGCCAGUACCCUAGAAAUAUAGACGCUCAAAUUGAACGAGAAAGAUAUGAAAAGGUCGAAAGUUUCAAUGUAUGUGAGAAAAUCGAACGUAUUUCCUGGAUUUAUAUGCUUUACUUGAUGACGUAUCGUAAUCUAUUAGGUGCCAUUAGAGAUCCAUCCGUACAAAAUAUAAGAAUAAUUAAUAAAGUGGCACUGGCCUCAAUUUUGGGCUUUUUUAUGAUGGGAAGCAUCACAAUGACUCAAGAAGGCCUCAUGCCAUUGAAAGGAAUGAUAUUCACGAUGGUUACCGAGAAUUCCUUCCCUCCUAUGGAUAAUAUCAUCGAUCAUUUCCCUAACAGAAUGUUCGUGUUUAUUAGAGAAUAUUCGAAUGAUAUGAGCACACCCUCGAUCUUCUAUUUAUCAAACAUAAUUUCACUGAUGCCUGGAUUUUUGUUCGAUUCGAUGUUAUACACAACAUUGAUGUACAUAUUUUUGGGACUAAAGAGAAGCUGGUAUGCUUUUCUAGGAACCAUUGUUGUCAAUAUUUUAGUAAUUAAUACAGCAGCUUCGUUCGGAACCCUCGUAUCAUUACUAACGGAUAGUGUAUUUACUUCUCAAUCAAUCACACUAUCUGUUGGAAUCGUUUAUAUGUCAUUUUCUGGCAUAUUCAUGAACGUAAGAUCAAUUGCUUGGAUAUUAUCUUGGAUAAGGUACGUUUCGUGGAUGACGUACGCGGUAGAAUCUUUGCUCAUAUUACAGCUCGACGGUGUAGAUCAGAUUCAAUGCUCUAAAGCUACAGAUGUGCCAUGUUUGAGAAACGGUGAAGAAGUAUUACAGUCGUUAGGGUUCAAUAGUAACAAUUUGCAUGGGGAUGUAAUUAUGAUAUUUUGUAUUUUUGUCAUUUUACAAGCGCUUAGUUUUUCAGCGCUGAAAAUCAGAUUGUAUUUCAAAACGAAUCGUUAAUUUACCUAUUAUAAUUGUAUCUACAUGCUAAGGUUACCUAAGUAUAUGGUUCCUAAAAUGAAUAUUUUUUGUUACUUUCUAAUGAAUUAUAUGCCUAAGUAUUACAUUCAACGUUCUCGAUGGUUA